This is a messenger RNA of Pogona vitticeps (central bearded dragon), 6145 nucleotides long. The record is from RefSeq and is a predicted model, not a curated record. Lineage: Eukaryota; Metazoa; Chordata; Lepidosauria; Squamata; Agamidae.
CCUGGCUGCCGAGAGGGGGCUUUGUGCAGCGGUGCGCAUUUGUCUGUCUGGCUUGGCGGCGGCGGCGAUUGCUGGCCCUUCGGGCGGUCGGGGCUUUGUAAGGCGCUGCGCUGGCUGGCCGGCCCGAAGAAGGGAGAGCCGGGGCUCGCUUGAGGAGGGCUGCUCCGCCCCAAGCCAUGCUUCUCCCAGUCAGGACUGCUGGGCGCGGAAAAAAGUGUGCACCAUGCCGCGGCUGAGAUCCCGCCGGCCGCCCGUGAGCAGCGCCUCUGGAAGAAAGGGAGCCCGGCGGAGCUGCUGGGGAAGAGGAGCAGCGGCGGCAGCAGGAGGAGGAGGAGGAGGAGAGCGGGCGUGAAGGUGGAAGGCGAUCCCUUCCUUCCUUCCUUCCACGGCCGGUCCUAGAGGGAGACAGAGACCCGUCCCACUCGCCUCCCCCGGCUCUGAUUUCCAUCUCGGGGGGCCGGGGCGGAAGGGUGUGUGGGCGAUCGCGCUGGGGCCGGUGGAGGGGGUGGGCGGGCAGGAAUAACGGAGCAGCCGGCGACCCCCGCGGUGCGGCGGCAGAAGCAGGCUCAGGAGCCGCCGCUAGCGAUCGAGGCACCCGGCCGGCGAGCGAGGUGGGCGGCCUUCCCGCGCCCCCUUUCCCGGAGGAAGGGCCACCGCCAUGGGCAAUGCGGGGAGCAUGGACUCUCAGCAGACGGACUUCAGGGCGCACAACAUGCCGCUCAAGCUGCCGAUGCCGGAGCCGGGAGAACUGGAGGAGAGAUUCGCCGUGGUCUUGAAUGCCAUGAACUUGCCUCCUGACAAAGCAAGGCUACUCCGGCAGUACGACAAUGAGAAGAAAUGGGAAUUGAUCUGUGAUCAGGAAAGAUUUCAAGUCAAGAACCCUCCUCAUACAUAUAUACAAAAAUUAAAAGGCUAUCUUGAUCCAGCUGUAACAAGGAAGAAAUUUAGGAGAAGAGUUCAAGAAUCUACACAAGUGUUACGAGAACUAGAAAUUUCUCUACGAACUAAUCAUAUUGGAUGGGUCAGGGAGUUUUUGAAUGAAGAAAACAAAGGCCUGGAUGUGUUGGUGGAAUAUUUGUCCUUUGCACAAUAUGCAGUCACCUUUGAUUUUGAAAGCUUGGAAAACAAUAUGGAAAACUCGGUGGACAAAUCUAAACCUUGGAGCCGGUCCAUUGAAGAUCUGCAUCGAGGGAGCAAUUUACCCUCUCCUGUUGGCAAUAGUAUUUCCCGCUCUAGCAGACAUUCUACCCUAAGGUAUAACACCUUACCAAGCAGAAGAACACUUAAAAAUUCAAGAUUAGUGAGUAAAAAGGAUGAUGUUCAUGUCUGCAUCAUGUGCUUGCGUGCCAUCAUGAACUAUCAGUAUGGAUUCAAUAUGGUCAUGUCACACCCCCAUGCUGUUAAUGAAAUUGCACUAAGUCUGAACAACAAGAAUCCCAGAACAAAGGCGCUGGUCUUGGAACUGUUGGCAGCGGUUUGUCUCGUCAGAGGAGGACACGAAAUCAUUUUGUCUGCCUUUGAUAAUUUCAAAGAGGUUUGUGGGGAAAAGCAGCGGUUUGAGAAGCUGAUGGAACAUUUUCGAAACGAAGAUAACAAUAUAGAUUUUAUGGUGGCGUGCAUGCAGUUCAUCAACAUAGUGGUUCAUUCUGUAGAAGACAUGAAUUUCAGAGUUCACCUCCAGUAUGAAUUUACAAAACUUGGACUGGAUGAAUAUUUGGAUAAGCUGAAACACACGGAAAGUGAUAAGCUGCAGGUGCAGAUACAAGCUUAUCUGGACAAUGUGUUUGACGUGGGAGCUUUACUUGAAGAUGCUGAGACCAAGAAUGCUGCCUUGGAAAGAGUGGAAGAACUGGAAGAAAAUAUAUCUCAUUUGUCAGAAAAACUCCAAGACACAGAAAAUGAAGCUAUGGCAAAGAUUGUGGAACUGGAAAAACAGCUCAUGCAGAGAAAUAAAGAACUGGACGUGGUUCGAGAAAUUUACAAAGAUGCAAAUACGCAGGUUCACACGCUGAGAAAGAUGGUCAAAGAGAAAGAGGAAGCCAUUCAGCGACAGUCCACGCUAGAGAAGAAAAUCCAUGAACUGGAAAAGCAAGGGUCCAUUAAAAUUCAGAAGAAAGGCGAUGGCGAUAUCAAUAUUCUUCCCGUCGGGGUGGCUUCUGGGACAUUGCCCUCUGGGUCAGAAGCCAUCGCUGGCUCUUGCGGAGGGUCAGUUUCUGGCGCGACGCCUUCCGUUCCAUUGCUGCCGCCGCCGCCUCCCCCCUUGCCACUAUCAACAGCAGAAUCAGAAACAGUUCAAAAUGAUCCCUUAUCUCCCCCAAUCCCCCCCCCCCCCCCGCCGUCUGCGCCCCCUCUUCCAGGAACAGCCUCCCCUACAGUGGUUUUCAACUCAGGACUGGCAGCUGUGAAAAUCAAGAAGCCAAUUAAGACCAAGUUCCGCAUGCCAGUAUUUAAUUGGGUAGCUCUGAAGCCCAACCAGAUCAAUGGGACAGUUUUCAAUGAAAUUGAUGAUGAAAGGAUCUUAGAGGAUUUAAAUGUGGAUGAAUUUGAAGAAAUUUUCAAGACGAAAGCCCAGGGUCCAGCCAUUGAUCUUUCUUCAAGCAAACAAAUAACCCAAAAAGGAUCAAACAAAGUCACAUUAUUGGAAGCAAACAGAGCUAAAAAUCUUGCUAUCACCUUAAGGAAAGCUGGGAAGACUUCUGAUGAAAUCUGCAAAGCUAUUCAGGCAUUUGACCUGAAGACUUUGCCGGUAGAUUUUGUUGAAUGCUUGAUGAGGUUCUUGCCCACGGAAAAUGAAGUGAAAAUGUUGCGGCUUUACGAGCGGGAAAGGAAGCCCCUCGAGAACCUGUCAGAUGAGGAUCGGUUCAUGAUGCAGUUCAGCAAGAUUGAGAGGCUGAUGCAGAAGAUGACCAUCAUGGCAUUCAUUGGCAACUUUGCAGAAAGCAUCCAGAUGCUGACUCCACAACUUCAUGCAAUAAUUGCAGCAUCUGUCUCCAUAAAGUCAUCUCAGAAACUCAAGAAGAUCUUAGAGAUAAUCUUGGCUCUGGGUAACUAUAUGAACAGCAGUAAGCGAGGAGCUGUUUAUGGAUUUAAACUACAAAGUUUAGAUCUGUUACUAGACACAAAGUCAACAGACCGGAAACAAACCCUUUUGCACUAUAUAUCGAAUGUCGUGAAGGAAAAGUAUCAACAAGUAUCCCUUUUUUACAAUGAACUUCACUAUGUGGAGAAAGCUGCUGCAGUUUCGCUUGAAAAUGUUCUGUUGGAUGUAAAGGAACUCCAGAGAGGUCUGGACCUAACAAAGCGAGAAUAUACCAUGCAUGAUCACAAUACCAUGCUGAAGGAAUUCAUUCAGAACAACGAAGGAAAACUAAAGAAGUUACAGGAUGAUGCAAAAAUAGCACAGGAUGCCUUUGAUGAUGCUGUGAAAUAUUUUGGAGAGAACCCCAAGACAACACCCCCGUCAGUCUUCUUUCCUGUCUUUGUUCGAUUUGUGAAAGCUUACAAGCAAGCCGAAGAGGAGAAUGAACUGAGGAAAAAACAAGAGUUGGCAUUAAUGGAAAAACUCCUGGAGCAGGAGGCCCUGAUGGAGCAACAGGACCAAAAGUCUCCGUCUCAUAAAACCAAGCGGCAGCAGCAGGAGCUGAUCGCAGAGCUCAGGCGGCGGCAAGUCAAGGACAACAGACACGUGUAUGAGGGGAAGGACGGGGCUAUUGAAGAUAUCAUCACCGAUCUUAGGAACCAGCCCUACAGACGAGCCGAUGCGGUGAGAAGAAGCGUGAGGCGGCGUUUCGAUGAUCAAAAUUUGCGUGCUCUCAAUGGUGCUGAAAUAACCAUGUGAGCUAGACUGGGGAAAUUUGCAUGUGUAAAGUAGAAAGUGAGCGUGACCACUUCUUUCCCAUGUGACCUAUAUUUGCGCCACCAUUUUAAUUAUGGCCUUGAUCACAGUACAUUAGUUUAUCUACUGAAGGGCUCAACAAUAACAGAAAAUGCAUAGGAAUGCACAAAAUAAAUGUUUUUUUUUAAAAGAGGAAAAUAAUGGAUUCUCCAUGUAACUGUAGCUACCAAGUGCCUAAAUUUCAAGAACCUGCUCAAAUUAAUCAAAGCAAUAGGACUUUGUUUGAUUAUCUUUUUACUCCAAUAAAUUUGUUCAGUGUUUUUAACCAAAAUGUAAAAUACAUAUUGUAUUUUUCGUUGUUGCAUACAAUUUAGUAAAUGGCCUUCAAGUCAGCUUUCUUGAUUUCAUAACUGGUUGUAAAUAGGUAAUACUUAGAAUGAGAUGCUGUGGAUUAUUUUUUUGUUCUUAUGAUUUCAGUACAUUCCUGGACAAUUUGAGAAGUUAACUUUGAACUUCAGCUGCACUUAAUUAAUUUUCUAUAUGCAUAUGUAGAUAUAUGCAUACCUAAGGACUUACCAUAUAUAAAGGAAGGGAAACCCAUUAAAUUGUACACUUAAAGAAAGUUCACUUGUUUUAAGGUUGGAGAGACAUCCUUAAAACAGGAGUUGGGGUAAAUGUGAGUAUAGUUUAUAAGGUAGGAGUUAAUUGGGAUACAGAAGGCUUGGAUGGUGGGAUUUCUUCUGUAAAUAAGAUGAGGUAAUCUAAGGCUUUUAUUAUAAAUUCUUGCCUGCUUUCAGAUUCUAGUAUAUGCCAGUGGGUUAACAAUGUGAACAGAGAUGAUGGAUGAAACUCUGAUGACUGUGAUCUGCAGGUAGAGGCAGCUUUUGAGUAACAUUGUUAUUUAUUAAUUAGUACUAAGGUAUUAACUUCUCAAUAAGCAGUAUUAAGAAUUCCUGAGGACCACAACUGUUCAUUUGUCAGAACAGUGAAAAUUUGGUGCCCUGCUAAGAAAACCUUGGAUACCCUCCGAGAAUGACUUUGCAUCUCCAUUCAGCAUAAAUGGAAAUUUAUUAACCAGCUGUUUUGGCACUUUGCAGCAGUCCAGGUCAGAUUAUGUUCAAGCUCUCUUCAUUGAAGUGCAGCUAACUAUGGAAUUUAGUAUGUUCUCAUUGCUGCGUGUGCUCUCAGGGCUAAAACAGAACAGCUUUGCCCUCACCCACCAAAAAGCAGGAACCAAGGCAGCAAGUCAGACAUGAAGUCAGGCAUUUUAAAACCACUUGACAUUAGGGUGUGAAAGGGGAUUCGCAAGCCAGUGCACAUAAUGCAGUGAUGAAAAAUUCAUUUGGAAGAUACAUUGAAUUUAUCUUUGUGGAGAUCCUCCUUUAGAUCCUUAUCACUUGCAUUUCAGGCUUAGAGCACAUUAAGUAUCUCAAAGUUAACUUUUAAUUGCCAACAGUGGCUGUUGCAGAUCCAUAUACACUGCUACAAAUCAGGGCACUUGAUUUGUUCCAAAGUCAAAAACUGGAAGUUAAGGGAUAUCUUGGUUGCAGCAUACCGUACCUGGUAGCACUGCAUCACUAUCUUAAUUGUAAAAUUUAUUGUAUAGUAUUUAACCACUUAAUUCUUUUCUAUUUUGUUGUGCUUAUGUGAACCACUGGUAAAGGUCCCAUAUUCCUUUGAUAAUGUGUAGCUAUAUGAUGUUUUUAAAUGUACAGAUAUUUUGCUACAAAAUUGGUGCUUUUUUAUGGUUUUUACACUUCUCUUUAAUUCCCACUCUAGCCUUGGGGUAAUAUUGUAAAUAUUGUUUAAAAUGCAUCAGCCUGUGCUAUACUGAUCUGAAUGUUAUUUUAACUUAUAGUUUUGUUUUGUUUUAUAUUUAACUAAAUGGACUGUUUGGGGUUCAAAAAUUAUUACAUUGACAUUUGCUUACCUAUUUACAGAAAAAUUAUUUUAAAACAACUGCCAAUAGCACUCUCCAUUUAUGGUAAUUUGUACUUGACAUGCUAAGAGAACAUGCCACAAUUACACAUUUUUCCUUCAGUGAAAGAUUAGGAUUCUAAUUUUGGUAUCCAUAUACAAACACCCUUAAUCUGACAAUAUAAGGGCAGUGAAACAGCUGCAGCAAUGCAAAAUGUAUUACAAUAUUUAAAUAUGAACAAGUAGGUUGUAAUAUUGGCAUGUUCUCUUAAGAUAUUUUAUCUAGUAAUAGACCUGCUUCUUAGCAAUAUUAUAGGUGUUUUAUAAAAGCAGUUCAUGUUACUUUUCUGAUCUGUUCAUGGCAUACGAUUGAAUAAACUAUUUACACUACUA